CUCUUGUUUUGUUAUCGCUUUCAAACUUGUCACCUUUUUCAUCUCUUUUGUUUCGUGGUUCGUCGUUCGUCCAAAAUACGAAGAGCGUGCAAUCGUGCAAGGUAGUGAAGAAAAAUCGGCUCUUAAAGUUGGGUGACAUUAUGGGAGGCGGUCACGAUCAUCACCAUGGGCCACCGUACAAAGUGCCGGAUGCCUCCAUCUACAAGAUAGCGGACGCACCGGAACUGCAAGAAACGGAACGCGCUCUUGCGCGUCGCGGUCUGAAGGACCCUUGGCUGCGAAACGAAGUGUGGCGUUACAAUGUGAAAGAGUUUUCUACUCACCGGACCCGGCUGAUGAAGUUUCUGUUCAAGGGAUUCCCGCUGGGCUUUGCUGCCUUUGUAGCGACGAUUGGCGUGGAGUAUGCCUUAGGCGUAGAUUAUCACGGACAUGGUUCACACGACGCUCACGGCAGCGACGGAGACCACGGUCAUCAUUAAUUUGAUUGUCGUGUUUCGGAAGAAACACUAAACGGAACUUUCUUGUCACAUUAACAGUAAAUAAAGCCAAUAAUUUGGAAAUGUUUAAUGCUAGCAAAUAGGGAA
Messenger RNA from Wyeomyia smithii (pitcher-plant mosquito), 584 nucleotides. RefSeq names its product NADH dehydrogenase [ubiquinone] 1 beta subcomplex subunit 3 (gene ND-B12). Lineage: Eukaryota; Metazoa; Arthropoda; Insecta; Diptera; Culicidae. The transcript is spliced from 2 exons. The coding region runs from base 141 to 479 and encodes 112 amino acids. The record is from RefSeq and is a predicted model, not a curated record. Gene Ontology annotation, cellular component: mitochondrion. Gene Ontology annotation, biological process: mitochondrial respiratory chain complex I assembly; electron transport chain.